Daphnia pulex (common water flea) is the source of this 2070-nucleotide messenger RNA. RefSeq lists its product as uncharacterized. The coding region runs from base 75 to 1157 and encodes 360 amino acids. NCBI's taxonomy places the organism in Eukaryota, Metazoa, Arthropoda, Branchiopoda, Diplostraca, Daphniidae. The transcript has 5 exons. The record is from RefSeq and is a predicted model, not a curated record.
AAAUAAGAAAGUAUUUCUCUGGUAGACUUGGAUAUCAUCAGACGAAUAGUAGUAUCAUCUUUCAAAGUUAGAAAAUGAAAUUUACACGGACCCUGAUUUUCUGGCAAAGUAUUGUUCUUAUUUUCUCCGGGUGUUUUUGUUCACCGCAUCCUAACAGUAUGCUGUGGCCGGAAAGGCGACCUCUCAGUGAAAGUCGUCCCUCUACGACGACUGAAGCCUCCGUUAGUGAGAAUGUAGACACAUUAGCCUGCGAACUUGAAAAAAUGGGAACUGAUUACACGAUUUCCAUCAAGUUGAUGGAAAGCAUUUUAACCUCUAUGAAAGAAAAAUGGCAAAACAUCGACAGGAAAUCCAAGGCUUUGAGUAAAAUGGGUCACCUAACCGAUGCACAGUCAUGCAGUAAUGACGAGGAUCACGAUUCGGAGUUGGAGAAAAUAGACAAAAGAGAAUUGAAAAGUCUUGCAGUUGGCAUGAAGAACAUUUGGGAAAAGUUAGACAAUUUCAACUGGCAAAAUCCCGAUAACGAAAUACGAGAACUGAAAUCGCAAAUGGCUGGAUUACUUUUUCUCUUAAAGAUACGACGUUGCAAAAAUUCAACCGAGACAUUCUACAAGGAUCGUUGUCAUUCCAUUGGAAGUGACGUACACUGUCCACCUGACAGCCAUAUGGUGCUCCAUGACGGGCCGAAUAACAAAGGUUUUUGUGACUGCUACGAUAACAUCAGUGGAAAAAACGGUCUAUUGCCAAUUUUUUCAAAUGAGACUGGCAAAUGUUAUUUUCAAAAUACUCAGGGCCCUUGUCGCAGCGGGGAGUGGUUCGUAAUUAAGAACAAAGUUCCUCAAUGCGAAACGGUUCCCAAUAAAUGUUUCGUUGACGGGACAUACGUCUACGGUAAACGGAGUGAAAAGAGGAGCAGAUCGAGAAAUAAUUUUUCAACGGAGUCAAAAUGCUGGGAAAUCAAUAGCAGUGCCCACUGUCCUUCAUCAGGACAAAUUCUAACGGCGGAGCAUAAUUCGGACGGGGAAUUACAGGUGCAUUGUUCAGUUCCUGUUUCAGAAAUUGUAUCUCAAAUGUCCCGUGCCCAUUCAUAUCCAUGCCGGAUGGGAACACGCCGCAGUUUCAGCGGGGAGUGUACCAAUAAAGGAGCCUUCGGCUAAAAUACUACUGGCGCUACCGCAGGGAUAUACAAUACUGACAUACAAUUUUACUCUUAGUUAUAACAAUUUACUUCUUUAUGUCGUUAAUCGAAUUAAUCAACAGCAGGAUAUAGCGGCUAAUGAAUUUUACGUUAGACCUUUUCUGGGUUAUAAAAAAAUACAAGGAGUUUUCGUGUCGUUAUUUCCAAGAAAAAUCUUAAUUUUGGACCAAUUAUUUUCCGUUUCAAUCCUAUCUACCGUCUGCUAUGGUUGGUUUAAUACAAUAUUGCAUAACAAUGUUCGGAAGCCAUAAUUUGAAAAAGAAAUCCGGUGCGAUAAAACAUAUUGAAACCGGAAAAGGACGUCCGAUCGGAUAAGUGUUGAUACUUAUUUCGGUGUUGUGACUUCUCAGUUCUCACCAUCUCAUUCUCACUCUUGAAAAACAAAGCAAGUCGCCGAAUUGUUCCGUAGCUGCAAACUGUCUAGUAGAUUGCAGAAUGAUUUCCAGCAAAUUUUCAAACCGCAUUUUAAUAAGCUAUCUGUUGUGCUUCCUGUUGUUUACUGACAUUCUCUGCCUGGCCACACUCUCUAAUCAAAGAGGUGGACUGGAGCUUCAUCAGAGAGUCGCUCGAAAUCUCAAGCCUAUAUUUGUCAGUACUGGUGCUGCUGCCCCAGCGUCCCUUAAUUCUAACCCUCCAUGUCCGCGUUAUAGACGCCGUAACCGACGUGGAAAAUGUGUACGCGUACGACCUGGGUAAACAAGAAUUGACACGCAAAAAUUCGGAGAUAUUACACCAGAAGCACUUGACCUAUAUGAUCUGUUCGCACUUGAAAUCGACCACUUCCCCCUAAUUUAAUUACCUAACAUGAUUGGUUGUAUUGUAGACGAAUUCUCGCCUACCAUGUCCAAAAUACAUAUAUACCCCCCUCUGCA